AUGUCGACAACUCGAUAUAACAUACCAAUUCCCGAAUCGCUUACGAUUUUGGAAACCCGCCAAGAGCUCAACGAUAUGGCAAGGAAAUACUCACUAGGAUCUCUGGCUGAAAGGAAUGGGGAAUACUGUCUCCUGGACCACGAUGCUACUGUGUUAGCGAUUGCCUCGGACUCCUUAUGCGAGGAACUCGACGCUACAAUACAAGAAGCGAUCCGGUACCAUGAAACUCAGACAGAGGCCUGA
This is a messenger RNA of Penicillium canescens, 243 nucleotides long. RefSeq lists its product as uncharacterized. Bases 1 to 243 code for a protein of 80 amino acids. The transcript has a single exon. Lineage: Eukaryota; Fungi; Ascomycota; Eurotiomycetes; Eurotiales; Aspergillaceae. The record is from RefSeq and is a predicted model, not a curated record.